Amphibalanus amphitrite is the source of this 2982-nucleotide messenger RNA. Its product is annotated as synaptic functional regulator FMR1-like. NCBI's taxonomy places the organism in Eukaryota, Metazoa, Arthropoda, Thecostraca, Balanomorpha, Balanidae. Gene Ontology annotation, biological process: regulation of dendritic spine development; anterograde axonal transport; regulation of dendrite morphogenesis. Gene Ontology annotation, cellular component: postsynaptic density; neuronal ribonucleoprotein granule; axon. Gene Ontology annotation, molecular function: mRNA 3'-UTR binding; protein homodimerization activity; translation regulator activity. Bases 253 to 1704 code for a protein of 483 amino acids. The record is from RefSeq and is a predicted model, not a curated record. The transcript has 8 exons.
GGUGCCUGCACAAGUUUGCGAAACUUCUGGCGGCGGACACAGCUAUCUUCGGAAUGAUCUGUGCAAGGUGCCAUAUCAAUGCAUUAGGACUCGACGUCUACAUUGCCCAGCCUAUUUUUACGGCGGAAUUACUAAGCCAGGUUGGUCUGGGCUGCGAUUUAUGUUUAUGACGUCAUAAAACCAGGAGUCGCGAUUCGACAACAAAAAUUCUUGCGCAUUGAAAAUCGCAGACGAGAGCGGACUCCCAACAAGAUGGAGGCGCUUGCCGUGGAGGUGCGGAGAGAUGAUGGAGGAUAUUACAAGGCAUCUGUGAUCGAUGCCGGCCGAGGUGACACGGUCCGGGUGAAGUUCGACGACGGCCAGCUGGGCGAGGUGGAGGUGCCGCUGUCGGCGGCGCGGCUGCCGCCACCCUCGCCCGCAGACCCGCCGCCCGUCGCAGAGGGCGACGAGGUCGAGGUCUACUCGCGACUCAAGGAUGACGCGCCGUUCGGAUGGCUGCCGGCCAUCGUCAAGAUCGUGAAGGGCGACCGCUGCGUGGUCGAGUUCACCGGUCUUGGCGACACGCGGCGCACGGACAUCAUCGGUCAGGACGAGAUCCGGCCCAAGAACACGGCGCCGCCCAUCACCAACAGCACCUUCUACUCGUGCUACAUCCCCGUGCCCGACGAUCUCAUCGAGUAUGCACACCUGCAGAAUGCACACAAGGAGUUCCAGAAAGCCUGUGGUGCAGCGAUAUGCAAAUUCAUACCAGAAAAGAACAGCCUGUUCCUCAUGGGCCGGACGCCAGCAGUGAAGAACCGCGCCAGCAUUCUGUCUGAGAUGCACUUCCGCGGUCUGAAGCAGAAGGCGCUGCUUCUGUCGCGCACUCAGGAGGCGUCCAGACACCUGGAGACCACGAAGGCCCAGUCCCGCAACGUGUACACUGAGGAGUUCUCCGUAGUGGAGGACCUUAUGGGACUGGCGAUCGGCGCGCACGGCGCCAACAUCCAGCAGGCGCGCCGUCUGGAGGGCAUUACCAACAUCGAGCUCGAGGAGAAGACGUGCGUGUUCCGCAUCUACGGCGAGUCCGAGGAGGCCGUGAAAAAGGCGCGCAGCAUCCUCGAGUACAGCGAGGUGUCGAUCCAGGUGCCGCGCCUGCUGGUCGGAAAGGUGAUCGGCAAAAACGGCCGCAUUGUCCAGGAGAUCGUCGACAAGAGUGGCGUGGUGCGGAUCAAGAUUGAGGGCGAGAACGAGCCGAAUCCGACCACGCCCCGCGAGGAGGGUCUGGUACCGUUCGUAUUUGUCGGCACCAUGGAGUCGAUCGAGAUGGCGCGGGUGCUGCUCGAGUACCACCUGGCCCACCUGCACGAGGUCGAACUGCUGCGCCAGGAGAAGCUGGACAUUGACCAGCAGCUGCGUACCAUCUCUGGCCCGGCCGGCGGACCGCAGUAUCCGCCCCGUGGCCGCGGAGAGCGAAACUACAGCGGGGAGGACGGCGGCGGCGGCCGGGGCCGCGGCGGGCCGCCCUAUCGCGGCAGGGGGCGCGGCCGCGGCCGGGGAGGGUACGACAACCGAGACGGACGCGACGGAAAGGACUACAGGGACAACAGGGAGCCCAGAUACAACGGGCACGCCGAGGGCGAGCGGAACGGCGACGGCGGCGGCCGGCCGUCGGGCCGCGGCGACCGGCGCGGUCGUGGCGAGCCGCGUGGCGGCCGCAAGUAGCCGGCCCGUUCGGCUGCCACCUCCGACCUCCACGUGCGCGCCUCCGUCUGCCCCCGAGCCGGGUCGACCAGCGGACCCGGCGCCCGACCUACCCCGAUCAGGACGCCACCCGGACCCGACUGCUGCGACCGCCGCCGACACCGGACCGAGAGCCCACCACGCCCACCACCACUGACGUCAGAUGAUGAGGGAGAGAAACGUAGAGAGUGCGAGAGAGAGUUAGAGCGAAAGAGAGUUAGAGUGAGCGCGUUCUGUUCGCGCGUUGCGCGCCGCCAGCCUCCCUGCCCGCGUACUUAGCCACUCGGCGCGGGUCAGCCGGGCUGACGGUGAACCGACACACAGACACACACACAAAUACAGACAUACAGACAGAUACACAAAGUUACACAGACAUACACAGGCAGUAUUUGGGAAUCUGCUGACAACAUUACACACCUGUUGAAAGAAUAUGCAGGUAAUUCUCGAGCGUGGCUGUCGCUUCUGAUAUUCUACCCCCAAACGCCAGUUUUCUCACCCCAGCCGAUCGGCCCGUUUUGACUGCAAUCUCGUUCGGUAGGCCCGGCAGUUGAAUGCCGAUGUGACGUCCUACCCUGGUCCCGGGAGCGGAGAGAUGCUGCCGAUCGCUGGGGAUAUUUUGGCGAAUGUUUUUGUCUUAUACCCUAGAUCUCUCAGAAUCUCACUAGAAGUCUUAGCUCAUGUGGUGAAAAGUCCCUUUUUUCUAUUUGAUCGAGAAUGACCCCAUUUGAGCCCUUUUGUAGAUAGUAUCGCUCCCAAGCGAAUAUCGACGCCACAGUAAACCACACAGAGAUACAUUGACAUCAAUCAAUAUCCUACACAAACACUGACACGAAACACGGUACAGACGCGUACCUUGCACAUACCAAUAAUUGCGAUUCGUUUUCUCUGUUGUUUGAUUAGCGUUUCCUGCAUGUUGCUAGCGGUUUGUUGCGUUUCUGCGCACUGAUGGCCUGCGUUCCACCCGUUCCGGACAGCUGAUGGGUGGCGAGUUUCGGCCGUGAGAGGGCCGCCACCGGCCACCACUCGCCCCGACCUGACUUGACCUGACCUGAUCGGACCGCAGUCAGUCGCGUCGGAGAGAGAGAGCCGGACCGACUGACCGAGAGUGAAGAGAGAGAGGAGGAGAGUCCGCGGCGGCCGCGACGGCCCCGCUCCCGGACAGAGACCAAGACCGGAUCAUGUCAGCCAGCGGCGACCAUUGUGAUUCUGUUCAGUUCGCCUCAGUGUCCUUCGAUUUUCUAAUAAAAAUUGUAUAUUGUU